Messenger RNA from Odontomachus brunneus, 10374 nucleotides. RefSeq lists its product as uncharacterized. The record is from RefSeq and is a predicted model, not a curated record. Gene Ontology annotation, cellular component: nucleus. Gene Ontology annotation, molecular function: protein binding. Gene Ontology annotation, biological process: DNA-templated transcription. The transcript has 17 exons. The coding region runs from base 409 to 7443 and encodes 2344 amino acids. NCBI's taxonomy places the organism in Eukaryota, Metazoa, Arthropoda, Insecta, Hymenoptera, Formicidae.
AGUUGCGUGUGUGAGUGCAGUAUGUACGCUAUUCCCCGCGCGCUGUAAUGGAGCGCCACGAUUCGUGGGUGUACUAUAGUGCGAUGAAUCGUUGAACAGGUAUCGUGAGCGGUGCUUUUCAUCGUGCGACAGUGCACCGACGUCAGUUUCGUCAUUCAGAUCGUUAUUGAAGAUUCCACUUCGCAACAAGCAGUAACUUGAAAAAAAGGGUAACAGUGCGACAUCGUAGUACACUUGGCGGCUGUUGUAAUUGUCGUCAACAGUGACCUGGAGCUUUUAUGAGGGAACGUUAUGUUCUAUCGACACGACUGCAUGUAUUCUGAAGGUCUAAAGAGAUAUGCUUCCUCUGAUUGAAUCGACGAAAUCUCUGGCAGCCUCCCGACCGUAGUUGUCUAUUAGGUUGGAAAGAUGUCGAGUUCAUAUAUCGUUGAGCCGCAGGACAGUGGAUCCGAGAAGAAAGACGAUACAUUGAUCAUUAUUUUCAAUGACGAUGGAACAAUAACUGUGGAUCAGGAAACUCUGCAAAAUUUGAUAAUGAAUCAAACAAAUGCUAAUGUUAGCGUGGUAAGACUAGGACAAACUGAAGCAGAUGUUGAAAACGGAGAUAUUACCUUCACUGUAGACCCACCAUAUACGCACCCGACAGCGAGCUCGGUAAGCGCCAAUACCAGUACCGACCUUGGCGGGUUGGUAGAUCCUUUUAUGGAGAUGGAUCCAGAACAGCUGGAAAGAUUAGAGACAGCUCUCCAAAGCGAAGAGGCAAAGCAGAUACUCGGGGAGAAUGUCACUGCAAUGCUUGAUAUGCUGUCUGUAGAGGAGUUGCAGAAUUCGAUAAGAUAUAGUAUACAAUUGGAUCAUUGUUAUACAACUAGAUUGUCACCUAGUGAUCCAAUACCAAGAGAUCCAUUACCGAUUGCCGAUUCGCCCGAAUCUAAUGAUGUGCAGUACAUACAUCAACCAUCAUCCCCUCGAAUAUCAAUGUCAUCAUCAUCUAUCAGUGAUGUAGACAAUGCUGGAGUUAAGGGCAAGAAUAUCAUCAAGACUGUAAAUGUGAAGCAGAUCAGUAGACCAAUACGUAAAGCUUCUGUAUCUACACCUACAAAUGUAAGUGCACUUCCAAGAGCUAAUACAAAUAUCAGUGGAACGCCAAAAUUACCAGGACAUGCUAUGCCAAGAAAUAUAAUAAAUGCUCAGCAAGCAACAACCAAAGCACAAAGCAAAAAUAAUGAAGAAGAUGAUGAAUUCACAGAAUCACCUACAGAAUCUUCUGAAUCAGAGCCAUCUUCUGAUAAUGAUAAUGAUUCAGAUUUUGGACCUCGUAGUACAAAGAGAGGAAACAUCAGGGCUCGAGGUGGACGUAAAGGUCUUACUACUAGGGGUGGUAGUAUGGCAGCUGCUCGAAGAAGAGGUCAAAAUAAAUAUAUGGAUAUAGAGCAAGUGCGACGGUUAGACAUGGAAAUGGCUGCUGCAGUUAAUGCGAUGAAAGGUUCUGAGAAAGAUGAUAGAUCUGAGCGGUUUAGCCCUAGCAAACCUAAGAGGCUGAUCAAAACUUUUGGUGGCAAGAAGAAGGAGGAGAUGCAGUUUGCAGAAACAUCUUCGUCUGUGUCCGAAGAGAUGCCGAUAGUGCAAGAGAAACCUUUACAAACGACAAAUCAAGUGAAAGCAAAUCUGAUCAACGCCAAUAUGAUUAAGGGUGACAUGAUAUUAACUAAACCCGGUCAAGGAAGAAGCACUCAGAAGGUUACUUUCAUUCAGAAGCAAGUUUUGAUGAAACCGGACGAGUUGAAGAACAUCGGUAUUAAGAAGUCCAUAAUGGUCUCUAAAACAAAAUUCGUAAAUUCACCAAAUGCAAAAAUUUUCACGACUAAAGAUGGGAAAUUGAUACAAGUACCAAUGGCGUCGAAAAUGGUUAAUCCGAAUAUGCAGGUUACUACACAGGUGAAGACUGUGCCAACACAACAACCUGUGACAACGCAACAACAACCUGUACAGAGCACUAACCAAGGGUUACUGGCGCAGCAUCAAUUGAAAACUGCUGUAUCGGUCAGUAGCACACCGCCAAAGAUCAAACCUAGCGAUGUAAAGAAAGAGAAGAGGAAAUUGGACGGUAGCACGGAAUCACUGUCAAAGGCAGAAGAGACUGCUCCUGUAAAACUUGCAGACAAGACCUUAGAGAGCACGAAAAAAUAUUUUAAGAAGGAAAGUAGAAAACCUUCGGCGUAUGUAGCAGAUACUCUAGGUCCUGCGCUUUUUUCGACACCAGACAUAAUACGACGUGUUGGUACGAGCGAGGGAAAAACACCGGACAGUGCUGUAACACCCACGACUCCCACAACACCCACGACACCGUUGGCGACUGCAGCAUCUGUACCCGGGUCGUCAAUUGUUUCUACUUCGCCAACAAUGAACAUCGGCACAACUCCUGGUUCGGUCGUAGCACAGAAUGCUGUAUCCAGUCUUAGUAAUAAAAAGACGGUGUCAAAUUUAGAACCGUCUGUUCAACCAGAAUCACGAUUAAAUCUGGACGGUAACAACGUAGCGUCGGAAAACGAGGACGAAGCGAAAUCAGCAGUCAAAGCACCUCUGGCUGAAGAAUUGCAACCAUCUCUAGAUUCAGUGCCAAAUACCGCUUCGUCAGAGGGAAUUAUUCAACCUGUGGUACCUCAUGUUCCAAAUCAUGUUGUUUCUAAAAGUAGUGGGAUAGAGGGUGAGGAGCAUUUAUUCGCUACUCUAGAGAUGGCCAGUAAAAACGAAGAAGAACUGCUCGCCGAAGCGUUAUUACUGCACGAGGAGCUUGGAGUUGACUUGGCUGAUCAUUCUGCACUGGAUCCCGCACCAACAGUGUCAGAACCGUUAACAUCCAGUGGUAUACUUAUGCCUACAUUGAUUUCACCCGACCAAGAAUUACCCAAACCAGUGGAAGCAGCGCCAGUUGUACAGACCCAAGCGAAUAUUCCGCGAGAAGUAGGCAAAAAAUCUACAAAAGAUGACAAAGAACCGAUACAAAUCGUUCGGGGUGGUCGUGUGAUCACAUUACCGCCCAUUGAAGCACCUGCUACUAGAAGUAAACGGCUGCAAGCGAAAGCUGAGACGCAGCAGAAGAAUCCCGAACCAGCAAAGAAGAUAGAGAAACUUACUCCUCAAAUUCAACAAGUAAUACACAAAGAAGAGUUACGAACGGGGGUUAAUGCAGAAGAAGACGAUGAUGAUGACGACGAAGAGGAGGAAAAUUCAGAUUCGGAAGACGAUCCAGACCGCUUAUGGUGCAUCUGCAAACGGCCACAUAACAAUCGGUUCAUGAUAUGUUGUGAUGCUUGCGAAGAUUGGUUCCAUGGGAAAUGCGUACACGUCAGUAAAGCCAUGGGUCAACAAAUGGAAGAAAAAGGUAUAGAAUGGGUUUGUCCGAAUUGUCUCAAGAAGAAAGCUGAUGAAGAAAAAGGAAAAUCAAGUUCACAAACCUCACCUGUGAAACAGAAAACAAAAGUCGAGUCAACAAGCGAUAAUACGGUAUCGCAGACUGUUUUACCGAAAGAGAUACCACCGACAGUCUCGUCUGCCGAUCAUACUGUUGUCCCAAUUUCUGGCACGAUGCAGUGUGUCGUUUGUAAAAAGGAAGCCAGAAAUUCGAGCAUUUAUUGUUCGGAUGCAUGCAUUCUUGCUCAUGCCCAAGAGACUUUGACGAAAGAUAAACCUGUACCAACAGGAUCAGGUACAAAACCUGUUAAAUCACCUGUAACUCCGGAAACUAUCGUGAAAACAAAACCCGAGGCUAGAGUGAUAGUUUUCGACAAGAAGACUGGCAAAGUUCUCACUGGUGCGGAAGCUCCUACAAGAUCUAACUUACGAACAUGGCUGAAAGAAAAUUCGACAUACGAGGUAGUAGGAGCCAGCAGUCUCAAUACGCUUCAAAUAGGCGGGAAGCUCGUCACGCAAAUACACACAACAGGCAAAACUGCAAAAAUUACACAACUGUCUCCGGUUAAAGUGCAAACCGUGCCAAAGAUGAUUUACACGAAGGUAGCUGGAUCAAAGCAAACCAUUUUGACAUCCAAUAAGAAAGUCACGAUAAUUCCAGCUAUGCAACAAGUGAGCGCAACGUCAACUAACAAACCGGCACAAUUAAAACAGACAAUAAUUGCGACUUCGGGCAAGAAUCCUGUGAUACUGAAAACAGCAUCACCAAAAACCGUCACACCAACACAGUUAAAGAUCCAGACGACAAGUUCGCCGAAGCAGACUGUAAUCAAGAAGCAAGAACCUGUGAAGUCGAUACCGUCUCAGUUGAAGCAACCGAUUAAAGUGACGCCAGUAAAGAAGCCUGAGACGGAACCCAUACGAGUAAAUAUCCGCAAAACGCUGACGGAAUUACUGUCGAGUCGUAUAAAGGAAACUGAAGAUCUGAAGCUAACCGACGAGGAGAUCGCGGACUUAGCAUUCAACAUAGAACUUGAAAUGUACAAGUACUUUAAAGACAUGGGAUCUAAGUACAAGGCAAAGUAUAGGAGUCUCGUGUUCAAUAUAAAGGAUACCAAAAAUCUGACGUUGUUCCGAAAGAUCGCAGAUCGUUCCUUAACACCGGAUGCUGUGGUGCGAUUAAGCCCAGAUGAGAUGGCUAGUCAAGAACUGGCGGAAUGGCGGGAGAAGGAGACCAAGCAUCAACUGGAGAUGAUUAAGAAAAACGAGCUGGAUCUGAUGGCGCAGGCGAAAUCAAUCGUCGUGAAAACUCACAAGGGCGAGCAAAUAAUCGAAAAUGAUGGUGGAAUCGAUCAUGUUGAUCCUAAGACGUCGGUACAGGAUAUUGUCACUGCGUUAAAUAGCGGUGAUAACAUAAGUUCCACGGUUGAUGAUAUGGAUAAGGAUAAGGACAAAGAAGAUAGAUCAAAGUCACGAACAGAUGCAAAGAAAUCGAAGAAUAGCAUGGACGAACGAAGGAAAAGGGAUAAGGAGAGAGGCAGAGAACAUGACAAUAGGUCAAAGGGCAAGGAUCGAAGGGAGAGAAGUCGAAGCCGGCAUCGCCACAGCAGAGAUAGAGAUCGCAGUAAGACACGCGACAAAAGUAAAGAGCGAAAGUCGAGCAGAAAUAAGGAGAGCAGACGGGAGAAAGACAAGGAACGUGAAAAGGAUAAGGAUCGGGAACGGAAUAAGGAUCGGGACAAGAUGAACAGGAAAGAGAGCAAAGAUAGAAGCCGACAAAACGAAAGAGACAGGCACAAAUCGAGCAAUGAUGGCCGCUCAAGAAAUCGUAGUACAAGCAGAGAACCUAAAGACCUUGAUAAUAGGGAGGAGGAGCGAAAGAUAGAAAAGAAGAAAGAAGUCUCGCCACCGCCUACAGAGAAGCCGAUAGAGGAUCGUCUUUGGCGACACGUGGAAGACGAAGCGACGACAAAUACGAUCGAUGGAAACGAUUCCGACAUAUCCGAUAGAGAACCCAGUUCCACCGUAACGAUUAAGACUCCGGACAUUAACGAGGAACCUGAGAGAGACAAGGAACAGGAGACAGAAAUCAGAACGGAACUAUCAAAAGGCAUCUCUCAGACUGUGUGGCGUGGCUUUGUUAGCAUGGUCGAUGUCGCCAAGUUCUUCAUCACCGCGCAGGAUGUGAGUGGCAACGCCAAAGAUCUAAUGGAUGAUUUACCUGAUACUGUCGACGUAGUUGGUCGGAUAAGUCACGAUACUGUUUGGGAUUAUAUCUCGAAGAUGAAGAGAACAGGCUCAAAGGAGAUUCUAGUUAUCCGAUUAAUUGCUGCAAAUGACGAAGAAAAAAUACCCUACAUCACCUUAUAUAGUUAUUUGAACAGUAGAAGCCGUUUGGGUGUUGUAGGCAAUGUUUCCAAGAAUAUAAAGGACUUCUAUAUUAUGCCGUUUUCGAGCCAGAGCACGAUACCAUCGGUACUUUUACCACUCAUUGGACCAGGUUUCGAGGAACAUCGACCACAUUUGUUGCUUGGCAUUAUCGUUCGCAACAGAAAGAAACGGGUAUCGACUAUAACAUCGAGCGUAUUGUCGAAGACAUCCAAAAAGGAAAAUUCUGACAGAAGUUACACAUCGCCGUUGGUCAGCAUGCCGAAGGAGAAAACCUCGUCGCCGCCGCCAUCGUCGUCGUCGUCUCCCAUGCUGUACCAUCACAAAGUGUCUUCUGCUUUAGAUUCCACGAAGGAGAAACCAGCGACAACAGUGACACAGGUGACUUUGGAAUCUCUAAACAAAGCGCAUAUAGGUAUGUCUUCGCGUGGCAUCAUCGAUAGCGCCACCAUAUGUAAAAUUGUGCCGGAACUGUCGUCGAAGAUCGACUUGACUUCUUCGCCCAGCAAGGUUACUUUGGAUGACGGCGACGAGCCGUACAGUCCUGGCGAGAUGGACGAUGACAUAAAUACCAACAAUUCCACUGCUGAUAUUCUCUCAUCCGGCAAGAAUAAUAACUCGACGGAACUACAGAGAAAGAUGGACGAACUGAAUCGACAGAUCGAGGAACAGAAACAACAGAUACAGAACAUUAGCUCGUCGUUUCUCGGUGAGACGACGGCCACUCUGCCGGGUUUGGGAUUGGAUCCACCGAGCAACGACUGUGACGAAGCUUACAGUCCGUCGGAUGUACGUUCCUUCACGCCGCCUCCGCCCAUCUCCAAGUUCACACAACCUAUCCUCGAUAAGGUCUCGGACAUUACAAUACCGCCAAAUCUGCAGGAGAUUUUAGCAAACGUGAAGCGGCAAGAAUCUUCCAAAGUGGAUCCCUAUCUACCGUCUAAGCCUAGCGCGUCGUUUCUACCUGGAACAGUCAACACCGUAGGAUCGUUCUAUCAGAAUACGGAAAGGUACUCACCAUCUUCAUCUUCCAGAAUCAGUCAGUCAGAGAAAAUAACGCCGGAGGCCCCGUCGAAGGAGACCAAGAGUACGUUGAGCACCUUGAGCGACUUGGACUUGAUCAAAAAAGCAGAGGAAGAGUUGGCUGCAGUUGCUGCGGCGACAGCGGCUGCGACAUCGACGAUUCCCAUGGCGCCUGUACCACCGCCGUCGACUUUGAUCACUUCUGCUAGUACUUCGAGUCUUGCUAUAACAUCAAUCGCCCCAAUAAGCGACACGUCUAUAUUGACGUCGCAACAGCCGGUACUCUCAUCGUUGCCACUUCCGUCGGAAGCCGAAGGGGGUAAAGCGGUGUACAAACCGAGCGCUCCGGACUCUCUCAAGAAAAGUUACACUCCCGAACAACCGAAGCCGCCUGGUCUCGAGGACGAGGACUUUCCCAUGUUUCCUUCAACUCCGCCGUCGACGACUAUAGAUGCGACUAAAACUGCAGCGAAUGUGUCACCUCGCACGAAACUCGCCCCUAAAAGCGGCGUUGUGCUGAGUGUCAAACGAAAGGCGAGCGAUGAUGGUAACGCGUGUCUCUCUCCUUCCAAAUCGUCGAGGACAAAGUCGCGCUGGGGUCAAGGGCCGUCCGAAUAGAUCGGGCGAAUCGUUGCGACGAUUAUUGUGUCUCCGUAUACAUAUAUACAUACAUAGUGUUCCACGUGCGCUGUUUAACAAUCGCAGAACAAAAGAACGAGUGGAUGCUCGAUGUAAUUUGUAACAUAAAUGUACAAGAAGCUCGUAAUAUUAGGAACGUUUGGAGGCUUCGCUCGAACGAUUAUUUUGUGUGUAUUGAGGAAAGGAGAGUGUGUGAGAAAAAGCAAGAGGCAUGAGAAAAGUCGUGUAAUCAAUGAUGCCGAGUCGUUACUGUGUGGUAUUUGUGUGUAUUGAGUAAUGAACAAAUGUUUAUUAAGAUUCGUUAUCUUUCGAACGCGUCUCUGAGAAACGUACGUUAUGAGCUUUCGGUGAUUAUUGGAACAUUGGAAUAUGUAGAUAUAUAUAAGAGCUUCUUUAUUACUGAUUCUCUUUAUAAGAAAGAAAACGUGGUACGUUACACAUGCGUCGCAGUGCGAUUUGUACAAGAGCUGUUAAAGAGAGAGAGAAAGAGAGCCCUCAUGUCAUCCUAUUUCCGGCCCAUCUCUCUAUCCACCGUAGCAUUUGAUUGCUGCGAAUUUUCUACGAAAAUUACUUGCGACAAAAUGGUGUGUAUUUCCCGGGACUUGUUUUCCAUCUUCCAAAGCUCGAAAUUUUGUGAGUAAAUAUAUUUCCUCCCUUUCAGCGAGAGAUAUCAAGUAAAUUUCACGUAGGUAAGUUGGGAAAUUUAUCUAAUGAUAAACGCGGAGAUGUUUUCUAAUGCUGGUGGUACGAUCGCAGAUUGUGUAGCAGCGUUAUCAAUGUGUAUUGCUGUAGAAACUGUGUAGACGAGCGUGAAAACUGGCAGACAUUGCUUUAUUUUCACGUGCGCAUGCGCUGGAUUGUUUAUCAUCAUCCGCGCGCGCGUUAUCCUUGUAAAUACCAAAGCAAAGGGUGAAUAAAAAGAAAGAAACUCAGCGUUUAUAAUCGUGUUCGACACGCGAUGUCUCAUGUAACGGGUAUGUAUAUGUAUAUAUAUAAGCGAGUCGAAAAGUCUCUGUAAUAUAUUUUAUUAAAGACUCUUUGCCUCUCUUCGUCAGAAUGAUCAGCUGAGACUUUUACGUGAAGUCAGAUUCACUUUAAAGCCCAAAUUCACAACUUUGUUUUUGAGUAGACGUUCAUUUUUCAGAGAUGGCAAUAUUGUGAAGAAUAGCAGAAAUAUCAGUUAAUUGACCCGAGAGGAGUAAGAUCAAGCAACGAUACCGUUUACGCAAAUGUAAACUAUUUUGUCUAUUUGAAAUUCAGUUGCUUUGCGACACGACUCUACUCUUUAAUUUCCUGUUGAGAUGCGACAAGUUGUGCAUCAGGGGAGUACGUCAGCUUUUUAAAGUAUUCGACACAUAAACAGUUUGGUUGUUAAUUAUAUAUAAUGAUUCGUACAUAUGUGGUUAAUGUUGGAUGCGCAUAAACUCGACGUACAUCCCGUAUACAUAUAACAUAUUUACUAGCUGUACAUUUAUUUUUCUCUUCCAUAACGCAAGAAUUUCAUCGAGCUACUGGGACACGAACAUUAUUAUUCGGAGCGUUUAACUGUAUACAAUUUUUUUGUGAACGAGCGUAGUGUAUAGUUGCGAAAAUCAAAAUUAUCUUAAUCUCAUUUUAGAUAAUCUGUAAUUUGUGACAGAACGUUAAGUAAAAUUUUAUUUUUUAGGAAAAGUUUAAAGAACCAAGUAUAUAUGUAUGUAAUUUCAAUUUUUUAAAUCUCUCUCUUUUGUAUUAUAACAUGCAUAAAAUCACAAUAUUUUAUUCCAGGUACUGUCGCAACUUGCGGAUCGUCUAACGUAAAGUUUGAUUUAAUUUCUUUGUUCAUAGUUUUUCUUUAUCAGUUUUCUAGAGUUUAAUGUUUAUUGGUGACAAAACCGUUUGCAUUGUCAAAUUUGUAUGACAUCAUAUGAUUUUCUCUAAAAGCUUUAUUUUUCGACUGCCGUGAUGUACGUAUGAUCUAUAAUCUUUUUCAUUCCUGAGAAAAUUUGGAAAAAUGAUUUUAUAAAAUAUUUUCAUUGAUAUGGUGAUUCUAUUGUGAUGCAAACGAGUUUUGCUUCCAUUUCUACGUUCUCGCACCUUGUGUUUCGAGAAGAAAAACACAUAGCGCACGUUUGACAUGUUUUUAUAUCCUUUGUACGCUCUCACGUAUAUUUCUUCCAUCUCGUUAUCGAUUAGUGAAAUACAACAUAUAGCGUAUAUCCGCAAAGCAAUCGAUAACAGUAGUUGACGUUUGCCUAUAAGUAAUUUUUUAAUAUCGCAAUUGCCGCGAGAAUCAUAUUGUCUAUGUAAAAUAGUUGUGAACAUCUGUGUUUGAAAAUCACACACGAAGACGCUCUUACAUUUUUAUAUAUAACCGAAGAACGUAGAGGAAAGAACUGAAUUUUUAUUUGUGGUUUAUCAGACUAUAUAUAUAAUUUAUAUAUGAUAGUGCUGAGUUAAUUUAGCAAUCUAAUUUUAAACGUGACUAACGAGCGUCACUAUAAUCUCCAACAUACUACAAUGGGAUUGCAUAAGUUUGUAGGACACAUUUAUUAUAUCUACGUUUAAGGAUCAUUUUGUAAGAAUUAGCCGUUUUACUUUUCUCGUGCACUUUUGUACCGCGAUCUUCGGGUGAUAUGACGCAACAAUUUAUUAUUAUGUAUUAUUAAUAUUAGUCUCAAUCAUAAAAGUUAUCACGUAUAUGUAUAUGCAACUGUUGAUUUGUUUAAUUGUGUCUUCUCUCUUGGUGCUUGAACGAUAGUACAUACGUAUUUUACGCGAGAGUAUCCAUCUACACUAAUCACGGAACGUAUUGCGCGAUACACACACAUUACAAAAAAUUUAUAACAAUUUUAUAAUUGCGCGAUUGCACACAAUAGCUGCAUUUAGCGAUUAACUGGCGAAUGUCUAUAAUAAAGAAUUAAGGAAUAA